Messenger RNA from Gorilla gorilla gorilla (western lowland gorilla), 3531 nucleotides. It is a transcript of the gene DNAI1, whose product is annotated as dynein axonemal intermediate chain 1. NCBI's taxonomy places the organism in Eukaryota, Metazoa, Chordata, Mammalia, Primates, Hominidae. Gene Ontology annotation, cellular component: outer dynein arm. The coding region runs from base 195 to 2225 and encodes 676 amino acids. The transcript is spliced from 20 exons. Gene Ontology annotation, biological process: outer dynein arm assembly; cilium movement. The record is from RefSeq and is a predicted model, not a curated record. Gene Ontology annotation, molecular function: dynein light chain binding; dynein heavy chain binding.
GGGUAACCGCGUCAGGGAGUUGGAUUCUAUCCUGCAAGGGCACGGGGACCCACAACGACGGCUGUCCCUAAAGAACCGUUGCGACUGGUAACUGAAGUGGAAGAGAGUCCAGAUUUCUUGUGUGUGGUCAAGGAGACGGACAAACUUUUUGUCUUCAGACGAGGGAGCGUUUUGUAGGCUCUCCAGGGGUUGAGAUGCUUCCUGCUUCUGCGAAGGCUCCCCAUAAACAGCCUCAUAAGCAGAGCAUCAGCAUAGGCAGAGGAACCAGGAAGAGAGAUGAAGAUUCAGGGACUGAAGUGGGAGAAGGCACAGAUGAAUGGGCCCAAUCCAAAGCCACAGUUAGACCCCCUGACCAGCUGGAGUUGACCGAUACGGAGUUAAAGGAGGAGUUCACUCGGAUUUUGACAGCCAACAACCCACACGCACCCCAGAACAUUGUCAGGUACAGCUUCAAAGAAGGCACAUAUAAGCCUAUUGGCUUUGUGAACCAACUGGCAGUUCACUACACCCAGGUUGGGAACCUGAUCCCCAAAGACUCAGAUGAAGGACGGCGGCAGCAUUACCGCGAUGAAUUAGUGGCAGUAUCCUACCAAGGUUCUCAGGAGUCUGUCAAGGUGAUUUCAGAAACAGGAAACCUCGAAGAAGACGAAGAGCCCAAGGAGUUAGAAACUGAGCCUGGGAGUCAAACAGAUGUGCCUGCAGCUGGGGCAGCUGAAAAAGUGACUGAAGAAGAAUUGAUGACUCCUAAGCAGCCCAAGGAGAGAAAGCUCACUAACCAGUUCAACUUCAGUGAGAGGGCCUCACAGACCUACAACAACCCUGUCCGGGAUCGAGAAUGCCAGACGGAGCCUCCUCCCAGGACAAACUUUUCAGCCACAGCCAAUCAGUGGGAGAUCUAUGAUGCCUAUGUAGAGGAACUUGAGAAGCAGGAAAAGACCAAAGAGAAGGAGAAGGCAAAGACCCCAGUGGCUAAAAAAUCAGGGAAGAUGGCCAUGAGGAAGCUGACAUCUAUGGAGUCUCAGACUGAUGAUCUCAUCAAAUUGUCCCAAGCUGCUAAGAUCAUGGAGCGGAUGGUCAACCAGAAUACAUAUGAUGACAUUGCUCAAGAUUUUAAGUACUAUGACGAUGCUGCUGAUGAAUACCGGGACCAGGUGGGUACCCUGCUGCCGCUCUGGAAGUUCCAAAAUGACAAAGCCAAGCGCCUGUCCGUCACUGCCCUCUGCUGGAAUCCAAAGUACAGGGAUCUGUUUGCAGUGGGAUAUGGCUCUUAUGACUUCAUGAAGCAGAGCCGGGGCAUGCUGCUGCUCUACAGCCUGAAGAACCCCAGCUUCCCCGAGUACAUGUUCAGCAGCAACAGCGGCGUCAUGUGUCUCGACAUCCACGUGGACCACCCCUACCUGGUGGCAGUGGGCCACUAUGACGGCAACGUGGCCAUUUACAACCUCAAGAAGCCCCACUCCCAGCCCUCCUUCUGCAGCUCAGCCAAGUCUGGCAAGCACUCAGACCCUGUGUGGCAGGUCAAGUGGCAGAAGGAUGACAUGGACCAAAACCUUAACUUCUUCUCUGUGUCAUCUGACGGCAGGAUUGUGUCUUGGACUCUCGUGAAGAGAAAGCUGGUUCACGUAGAUGUCAUCAAGCUGAAGGUGGAAGGCAGCACCACAGAAGUUCCUGAGGGGUUGCAGCUGCACCCAGUGGGUUGUGGCACUGCCUUUGACUUCCACAAAGAGAUUGACUACAUGUUCCUAGUGGGCACAGAGGAGGGAAGAAUCUACAAGUGCUCUAAAUCCUACUCCAGCCAAUUCCUCGACACCUAUGAUGCCCACAACAUGUCAGUGGACACUGUGUCCUGGAACCCAUACCACACCAAGGUCUUCAUGUCCUGCAGCUCCGACUGGACAGUGAAGAUCUGGGACCACACCAUCAAGACCCCGAUGUUCAUCUAUGACCUGAACUCAGCCGUGGGUGAUGUGGCCUGGGCGCCAUACUCUUCUACUGUGUUUGCAGCAGUCACCACAGAUGGGAAGGCCUACAUAUUUGACUUAGCCAUCAACAAGUAUGAGGCCAUCUGCAUCCAGCCUGUGGCGGCCAAAAAGAACAGGCUCACCCACGUGCAGUUCAAUCUCAUCCACCCCAUCAUCAUUGUGGGCGAUGACCGUGGGCACAUCAUCAGCCUCAAGCUCUCACCCAAUUUGCGCAAGAUGCCAAAGGAGAGAGACCCAGGUUGAAGCUGGCAGAGUUGGACAACCCUCCAGGAGGGAUGAUGGUCAUUCUUUGGGGGAGGAGUACAGCCACGACACCAUGAGGGCGGUAGACAUGGGCGGGAGCCUGCCCUGCCCACUCUGAUCCAGGGAGGUAAGCAUCUCCCAUAGUUUCAGUUCCCCUCAGAGAAGGGUCAGUCAUGGCUGGGAGAGCUGGGCUGUGUGUAUCUGGGGACCUACGUCUCUGAGGACCUGAGAAGGGACAGGUGGGGGCUGGUGGGUACUUGAGUGGAUUAGAGGUUCCCGUGAAAUUGCCAUCUGACCCUAUCAGCCAAGUGAUUCAUGCAAAACAAAAUCCUCUGGGCAUCCCUACUGCCCUUCCUCUGUGAGCUGCAGACUCCCUGCCCUUUCCAAAUGGCUUCCCCACAGAGGUCUGGACCUCCCUGCCCAGGGAGCUCCCAUGAUGGGUGUCAAGAGCCCAAAGAGUCCAAGGCCAAAGACUGUCUUUCCCUAACUACAGGAUAGAUGGGAAACCGAAGCUCAGAAAGGCAAAGGCCUUGCCCAAAGUCAUAUAGGGAGUUAAUGACAGAGCUGGAACUAAAACCAGGUCCCCUAACUCCCAGGGGAUGGGGUGAAGCCAAGAAGAGAACCCAAGCUUAAUUUAGGAAGGAGAGAGGGAAGAGAGAGAAAAAGAGUUUUUUUGUCCUCUGCCUGCAGAGGGUAGAGGUGAGCUAGGUAGUGGCAAAAAGGCACUGGGCUGCAAGGGGAUAGGGGAGAAAAUUUGGGAGCAGGUAUGGGGUCACACCAGGGGGAAAUCUGAGCUCCACAUGGUGACAGCAGCCAAAAAGGAGCCAGGGAAGGGCCUACUGGCCCUGCACUCACCCCUCCCCAUCCCCUUUACAGCUCUGGCCAGACCAAGGUAAGGCUGGGGUAGGUGUCAGUGAGCAGUGGGCACAGGUGGCUGAGAGGAUGGGGGCCCAGGAGCACAGCGAAGGCAGGAAAUGGGGAAAUGGCAACUGUCCAGCCUGCCCCAGCAUAGCCCUCACCCCCCUGCCUGGACAGCAGGGAGGGUGGGACUGGUGCUGGUCUGCCAAGGAGUUCUCGGGACCUGUGGGUGACACACACUCCAGUGUCCAACUUAUAAUGGAAGGAUUAGAGUGCUUUGCAGGUAGGGUGAUGGGUCAUAAACUCAGGAUCUGGUCUUCUAAAGGACAACCUCAGCCAACGACACCUGGAGUCACAUGGACUAUUCCCUCUGCCCUUAUGGGUCUCUGGACACUCUUCCCAACCCUGGGUAUGUCUGACACAGCAGGUCUCGCCCCAAAUAGCACCC